Thalassophryne amazonica is the source of this 1295-nucleotide messenger RNA. RefSeq names its product small nuclear RNA activating complex, polypeptide 3 (gene snapc3). The transcript has 9 exons. Gene Ontology annotation, molecular function: core promoter sequence-specific DNA binding; RNA polymerase II cis-regulatory region sequence-specific DNA binding; bent DNA binding. The record is from RefSeq and is a predicted model, not a curated record. Lineage: Eukaryota; Metazoa; Chordata; Actinopteri; Batrachoidiformes; Batrachoididae. Bases 16 to 1152 code for a protein of 378 amino acids. Gene Ontology annotation, cellular component: snRNA-activating protein complex. Gene Ontology annotation, biological process: snRNA transcription by RNA polymerase III; snRNA transcription by RNA polymerase II.
ACAGCUACAGAAAACAUGGCGGCGAAUGUUCAGAGCAAUAUUCCAGAAUAUGAAGUUUGUGAUGUUAACACUAAAGCUUUUCAUAUCGACUCAUUUAGAAACGAGUGGCUGAGCAGGCUGAAGCCGAGUGAAUAUUCCUUUGUAAAGGAGGACGAGGACACGUUUCACGCUAAUUUUAUGGACGAAAUGGGCAUAGACGUAGAAACCAUGAUCGAACUCAAGUCCAUCUGCAGUAUUGAUUCACUUCGUUGCCAUCCUGUGGAUCAGCAACCUGAUAUUGAAGUUGUACCUCCAGACUCGACGCUAAAAACACUAAAACAGAGGAAGAAAAGACAAGAACAAAAAGCUAAACUGAAGCUAACCAACACUAACCGACAUGAACGCUAUGCUGAUGAAAUGGAGCGGUUAUCUGUUGACAGAAAACCAGAAUCAUCUGCCAACAUGAUCCCUGAAGGAGAAGUCAUUCUAACUAUCAACGUCUACUACCCUGCUACUUUUGAGAGGUUUACGUACACCCGACCCCACAUGACACUGCUGCUGAUGGGUUCCCACACUUUGGCGGAGCUGAGGGAUUCCAUCUGCUGUGUCAGCGACUUGCAAGUGUGCGGAGAGUUUAGCAGCACGCCAGACAUUGCUCCAGAGUAUAUCUGCAAAGAUCAUUUCAAGUCAGCAUUCUUUUACUUUGAAGGAGUUUUCUAUAAUGACAUGCGGUUCCCAGAGUGCCAGGACAUCAGCAUGACCAUAAUUGAAUGGGCAAAGAGUCGUAACUUCCCACUCUACCACCAGGUAAAGAUGGAAGACACACAGUUGGUGGAUCUAAAUGUCAGAGUGGGUUUUCCGUACCUCUACUGCCAUCAAGGAGACUGUGAACAUCUCAUCAUCAUCACAGAUGUCAGACUGGCUCAUAAGAACGACUGUCUGGAUAAGAAGCUGUACCCGCUGCUCAUCCACAAACACAGAGUCACCACUCAGAAGUGUGCCGUCUGUCACCUCUUCAUUGGCAGAUGGCUGACGACCAACGACCAGUUUGCUCCCAGUAACCCCUGUCUGUUCUGUGAUAAGUGCUUCCGGAUGCUGCAUUAUGAUGCUGAGGGUAACAAGCUGGGAGACUUCCAGGCCUAUCCCUAUGUGGACCGAGGUGCUUUCAACUAAAUACUUAAUGCUGUAUCAUAGUUUAGUUUUUAAAUGAAAUGUUGGCAUUUGUAAAAUAUUUUCUUCAAGAGCUGUUUUCUUUAUUUUGAGAAUUUCGCUUUAACUUUAAAAGAGAUUUUGAAAUAAAGUUGUACUUGCAACUA